Rotaria sp. Silwood2 is the source of this 2691-nucleotide messenger RNA. NCBI's taxonomy places the organism in Eukaryota, Metazoa, Rotifera, Eurotatoria, Philodinida, Philodinidae. The record is from the annotation of a GenBank genome assembly.
GCUAUAAUAAGAUCAAAAACUUCCAAUCAGUAUGGUGAAAAAUAGUCACUGAUCCAUAAUGCAGUUCAUUUGCUGGAUUUUGUCGGAGUUCAAAUGGAAGUUUUAAUCUAUCUUUUGAUAGAACGUAUCAUCAUCUAUCUUCAAUAGAUCCUCAAAGAUGCGCCAUUGAACCCUUGUCGAGAUUUUUUAUUUUUAUAACAUUUUUUAGUAAACCGUCAUGGUCUCCCUCAAGCUCACUGAAAAAUCGACUUUCGAAUUUCGACUUGAAACUUUGAGCAGAGAAAGGUCUCAAUAAGACUGGUUUAUUCUGAAAUUCUCAAAUUUAUUGGUUGCUCCUAUCUUUAAAUAUGAACACUUAACAUUUUGUGCUUUAAGUAAUGUGAAAAAAAAGUACUUUUUCUUACACUCGUAUCUCAAUAGAGAAGGAACCUAAAAAUCUGAAACCAUCAGAACAAACUAGUCUGAUUGAGACCCUUCUCUGCACAAACUUUCAAAUCGAAAUUUGAAAGUUGAUCUUCCAAGUAAAUCUGACGAAGACCACGGUGUUCUGCUGAAAAUUGCUGUAAAAAUAAAAUAUCUUGAUAGAAAUAAGCAAGAAGCACAAGUCUUUUUAGAGUGUUCGUAGCUCAUUAGAGCCUACAUAAUGCACAUAGUCUCGACCCAAUAGCGAUUUGCUACCUGGCAAUUGCUUCUGAUCCCUUUUUUCUGUCCAACGUGACCCACACCCUCCAGAUAGCUGCGACCCAUCUCCUCAAUUAUUUCUAUCCUAUCUGAUAUAAUGAUCGACAAAAAAAAUUAAGAAAUAACUGUUUCUAAUUUUUAUAAAGGGCUUUUGCAGGGAAAUCGAAAAUAUUUCGGCAUUCCAUGGGACUUCAAGGGUUCCAUGAGGUUACAAGGGACUGCAAAGAGUUGAAAUCUGCCGUUUUCCCUUUGGGGUGUUGGUGUGGAUGUCGAAGAAGAAAAGAAAAUAAACCAAAGCCAACACCCACCCACAUCCACACCCGUUUCGUCAACGAAGACAUUGAUAGAAGAAAAAAGUUACUUAGGAUAAUAAAAAAAAGUUUUUUACAGAGCCUCACCUGAUUUGGAAACGUUCCGCCGCCCCUGAAUCUAACACAAGGGUUUCGUUAGAUUUUUAUGGUUUCUUUAGGACAGAGUUGUCAGUAUUUCUUAUUUGUUCAAGUGAGAAAAACUGAAAGUUGUGGAGAAAGUAUUUUCUCCCUUGAAGUACUAGAAGUAGUGUCGAGAACAAGAAUGAAAUCCACAGUAUGCGAAUCUUUCUAUAACAGAUGAUAAGCCAACAUACCAUUUCUCUCUCAAUCCUUCUCAUCUAUAGAUAAUAUUAUAAAAAAAGAAAGAUGAUUAAUUAGUUAAGAUAAUUCGAACUAUUGUUUCGAAUUUAUAUAAGAAAUUGUUAAAACUUGAUUUCGUACUAAUUCGAGCCUCUUUGAGUUAGAGAUUUAUUAUACUUUGUUAGAUACACAUAAUGAAAUUCUAUUUUUCUUCUAUUUUUGUAGAUAGAGCUGAAAAUACUAACAGGAAAAAUCUUGUAGAAAUUGUUCUCAAAUAUGAAGAAUUAGCAGAAGCCGAAAUUCUGGUAACUAGUUGACUUGAGUUUAAAUUGACUUCAUUAACUCCUAUAAAAAACCUUAUUUCUUUAGUUAUUUACUACAUUCUCUAAUAUUAAACAGUAUAAAUUUAGAUCAUGUUAUAGUUACAGUGCUCUGUUCAAUAGAGUACUACACGGGUAUAACGUUUAGUAUCCAUAAUGUUGAUGAUAUCCUAUGCGCGAAAUACAACCAAAUGUUUUCUUCAAAAUACUUUAUGUUAGAUUGCAGUCUAAGAAUAAUGACUAAAAAUGAUUGUUUCAAUACGAAGUGAAUCAUGAAACAUUUGACUUAGAAUUAUGUUUUGUUGGAUAAUAUUACUUUUUAGGGAGGAAAUAAUCACUCAAAAUGAGGCUAUAAAGAUUUAUUGAUAUGUUUUAAUUGAUAGAUGUUAUCUUUAGUUGCAUAUAUUAGAUUGGAAUUAGUACCAAACAAAAUCAUAGUUGAAACAAAUAUUUUUCUAUGAAAGUUAAAAAGAUACAUUUUGAAAUUUAUUUCGAUGUUUUCAAUAAAAUCUGAUGAUCGAAUAAUAGAAUAAUCACUAAACGAAUAAUGAAUAAAACAUGUUUUUCUCUUUUUCUUUUAAAUUUAUUAAUGCAAAUAAUAAAUAAAUUUCAAUAUCUUUCAGAUAUUCUUCUUCUAUUCAAAAACAAAACAAAGUAUUUUAUGUAAGUUAUUUGACGAAUAUAACAAAUUAAAAGUAAAAAUAAUUUCAUGAUUUGAAUAUUUGUUUGUUAUAGAUACAAAAAAAAUGGCUGAUCAAGAAGCUGGUGGUUUAAGUGCUGCUGAAUUAAAAAAGAAACGAACAUUUCGUAAAUUUACAUUUCGUGGUGUUGAUCUUGAUCAAUUAUUAGAUAUGAAUAAUGAACAAUUAAUGCCAUUAUUACAUUGUCGUGCUCGACGACGUUUAUCACGUGGUCUUAAACGUAAACCAAUGGCUUUAAUAAAAUGUUUACGUAAAGCUAAAAAAGAAACACCUGAAUUAGAAAAACCACAAGCUAUUAAAACACAUUUACGUCAUAUGAUUAUUGUACCUGAAAUGGUUGGUUGUGUUGUUGGUGUUCAUCAAGGAAAAAACAUUUAA